AUGGACUCUCAGAAGUUCUGCCUCAAAUGGGACUGGUUCCAGGGCAGCGUCACCUCCGUGUUUGACCAGCUCCGCUCUGGAGGGGUGCUGCUGGACGUCACGCUCUGCUGUGAGGGACAGCGUGUUCGGGCCCACAGGAGGAUGCUGUCCGCCUGCAGUCCGUACCUCAGGGAACUGCUGAAGGUAGUGGUCUUAGUCCUCUCGCCGCUGCGGGAACUCACUGAACUACCCUCUCGCCCCGCGCCAUCUGCGCCGUCCUCACCGCCGGCCGACCCGACCAACGAGAACGACACUGACGCCCUCCGGCACUGCUGGCAGAGGAAACUGAAGGAGAGCGUCGCUGCCAGACUACCCGAGGGCACCUAUCUUCACCAGCCGCCGUCCCGGUACAUUUUCCCCGGAGCGGAGGUGCUGGUCGAUCCUGACGACUCGGACAGUGACAGAGACUCGCUGGACUCGGAGCGCGGCAGUGACGAUGAGUCUCCGACCGCUGAGGGCGACCAUCUGAACAACUCCACGGAUACUCCGGAGACGGCUGUCACUCCUACACACACCGACUCCUGUCCUCCAACGCCUCCUGGACGUACUGCAACCUCCGGAGCAUCAUCAGGAGCACCGGGAACGUCUUCUUCAUCACCUGCUGAGGAGCAACCCUCGGCUACACCAGCGGUGAACCCUUCCUCGACAUCUGAUAUCGAUAUGGAGCCAGAAACGGUGGGUUCGCCGGGCUCAGCCCUGAAAAGGCCGAUCAGUGAAACACUAGGUGGAGAGGAGGGGAGCGGUGUGAAGAGACCGCCCCCGCCCCCGCCACCGCUGGAGACAGUGGUGGUGCGCAGAGUGCGUCGGAAAAUGCCACCGGCGCAACUGAGGCGAUCAGCUAAUCUACCGCUUCGGGAUUCGGUAGAACACACCGAAGUUGGGGUCAGUUUAGUGAGUUUUCACGCGAAUACCUACAUUGGAUGGUGACCAUAAAGAUCUAUUUUCAUACAGUGUCCAGUGUGCGUUAACUAGCGUUGUGUCCUAUGACUAGUGCAGUUUGACGGAGUUUGGAUUCAGGAAGUGGAAAUCAUGAAUCCGACCGAUUCGGUUACAAAUCAAUCAUGUGAACUGUUGUGAAGCUAUGAGCCAAUGGUGAGCUAAUUUAGGGCUACGACCUCCAUGGAGCUAUGAGCCAGUGGUUAGGUUCAUUGAUAUUUCAGCUAGUGGUGAGCUAAUUUGGAGCUCGGGGUGAGCUAAUUGGAGAUCUGUUGACCAGGAAUGAUCUAAUAUGAGCUAUAUGAACCAGUGGUGAGCUAUCCUGGAGCCCUGAGCUAGUGGUGAGCUGAUUAAUCCCCUUUGUCGGUAUGUAGCCGAACACGCACCCACCAGAUUACCCAUUUUAUUCGUGACAUCAUGAAACACCGGAAGUUUAUUUUCUUCAGUACUUCUCCUCACUUUAAUCAUGUGUUUCAGAAUAAAAAUAACAAUUUCUCUA
Messenger RNA from Amphibalanus amphitrite, 1474 nucleotides. RefSeq names its product broad-complex core protein isoforms 1/2/3/4/5-like. The transcript has 6 exons. The coding region runs from base 1 to 966 and encodes 321 amino acids. NCBI's taxonomy places the organism in Eukaryota, Metazoa, Arthropoda, Thecostraca, Balanomorpha, Balanidae. The record is from RefSeq and is a predicted model, not a curated record. Gene Ontology annotation, cellular component: nucleus. Gene Ontology annotation, molecular function: protein binding. Gene Ontology annotation, biological process: regulation of transcription by RNA polymerase II.